ACAUUAAUGGUGAUGCGUCCUGUCAGCGGACUGUUAGCUGGGAAAGUGACUCUUCCAUGUCACUUUUCCAACAUCCCCACCGUUGCACCUAGCAGCAACACCACUACCCUAGGAAAAGAUUACCUGCGCAUAAAAUGGACCAAAAUUGAGGGGGGCGUGGAGUCAACUGUUCUUGUCGCACAAAACGGCGUCAUUAAGAUUGGUUCAGCUUACAAGACUCACGUGUCUGUGCCUAGUCACCCAGAAGACAUUGGGGAUGCUUCUCUGACAAUGGUGAAACUUCGGGCUAGUGAUGCUGGAACUUACCGUUGUGAAGUGAUGUUUGGAAUUGAAGACACACAAGAUACAGUCAGUUUGGAUGUUGAUGGCGUGGUGUUUCACUACAGGUCCCAGUCUAGCAGAUACAGUCUGAACUAUGCAGAAGCUGUCCAGAUCUGCAAGGAUAUCGGGUCCACCAUUGCUACAGGAGAACAGCUAAAGGCAGCUUACGAGGAUGGUUUUGACCAGUGUGAUGCAGGCUGGUUAGCAGAUCAAACCGUGAGAUAUCCAAUCACCACACCAAGGCUUGGCUGCUUUGGGAAUCUGCUUAAAAAACCUGGUGUCAGGUCAUACGGCCCACGCAAGCCCACUGACACUUUUGAUGUAUACUGCUAUGUGGAUAAGCUUGAGGGAAAUGUUUUCUUUGCCCCCACUAUGCAUAAGAUGACCUUUGAAGAGGCCAAGGCUGAGUGUGAAAGCCAAAAUGCAGUGCUGGCUUCUCCUGGCCAACUUCAUGCUGCCUGGAGACAAGGUCUGGACAGAUGUGAUUAUGGUUGGAUCUCUGAUGGCAGUGCCCGUCACCCUGUCGCUGUACCUAGACAACAGUGCGGGGGUGGUCUGCUGGGUAUCCGUACCAUGUACCGCUACCGUAACCAAACAGGCUUUCCGGAUCCCAAUACGAAGUUAGGAGCUUACUGUUUUAAAGGUGUUCACACCUGUUCUGAAAAUGUUUGCCUGAAUGGUGGUUCUUGUGUAAAAAUGGGUGGUGCUCAGAUGUGCAGAUGUCCACCUGGAUACAAUGGGGAACGCUGUGAAAAAGAUUUUGAUGAAUGUCACACAAACCCAUGUCGUAACGGAGGAACAUGUAUUGAUGGCCUAAACUCCUUCAGCUGUCUAUGUCUACCAAGUUAUGCAGGAGCACUGUGUGAAAAAGACACGGAAACAUGCAGCUACAGCUGGCACAAGUUUCAGGGCCACUGCUACAAACACUUUCCUUAUCGGCGUAACUGGGACACAGCAGAGCGCGAGUGUCGUCUUCAGGGGGCACACCUCGCUAGUAUUUUUUCACAUGAAGAGCAGCAGUACAUCAACCGCCUUGGUCAUGACUACCAGUGGAUUGGUCUGAAUGAUAAGAUGUUUGAGAAGGAUUUCCGGUGGACAGAUGGUAGUGUUGUGCAAUAUGAAAACUGGAGACCAAACCAGCCGGACAGUUUCUUCUCUUCGGGGGAAGACUGUGUAGUAAUGAUCUGGCACGAGGACGGUCAGUGGAAUGAUGUUCCCUGCAACUACCACCUCACCUUCACCUGCAAGAAAGGCACAGUGUCCUGUAGUCAGCCACCCCUGGUCCAUAAUGCUCGCACAUUCGGAUUGCCGCGCCCACGCUAUGAGAUCAACUCCUUGAUCAGGUAUCAGUGCAUGGACGGCUUCAUCCAGAGACAUGUCCCCACCAUUCGCUGCAGAGGAGAUGGCUUAUGGGAUCUGCCCAGGAUUUCCUGCAUGAGUCCCUCCAACUUCCAAAGGAGAUAUGCAAGACGAUAUCAGACAUACAAUCUUUAUCGCCAUCAAAAGAGAUCUGCAGAAACAUCUGUUGAUAUACACUAACGACACCAUGGCCAUGGUGCAUUACACUAUCGGACAGAAUGAUAGUUACUAACACAGUUAGUAACACAGCCCAUAAGCAAGGGUCCUGUUAAUAUAUUUUAUAGAGUAUGACGGACCUGCCUGUUGGGUGAAAGAAAAGAUUAUAAAAAGGAUGAGAAAAAAAAACAUUAAAACAGAGUGGGAUAUCACUGGAACCAGUGCCUUUUAAAUAUUUUUGACAGUAUUUUAAAGAGAGGAUUUUCAAAAAUGCAUUAAGGACCUUCAGCUGGCAUCUGAAAAAAAGGGACUAUUUGAUGUGCCUUCCAUCUCAUUGCUUCAAUCUGGGAACACACAGUGUCUUCCAAAAAUCCAAAAUCCAGCCGCAAAUUUAUCAGAGCUACAGUAGUGUACAUUUCAUUAGCUGCAAUGCUGUGGAUUGGUUUGCUAUCCUACCAUUAUUACAUUAUGUUAUGACAAUGAAAUUAAAAGCCAUGUAGAUUUAUAUUAUUUAUUCUCUGUUCCAUCCAUUUUGUAAAUUCUCCCUUUUUCAAUCUAAAAAACUAAGGAAUUUCACAACUACUUCAAUGUUUUUUCUUGGUUGAUUUAUCUACUUUAAUGAGAACGUACAGUACUUUGUACUUAAAAAGACUUGAACAAAUUCCUUUCUUACAAGAUAAUUUAUUCCUUGUGCUGCUCUGUGUCUUCUCAUUGUUUUACUAAAGCAGAACGUGCUAAAAAGAAAACAGGGUCAAACUGCACAUUGUCAGAAUUUUAAAACAUUAGUAUAUAUACAUUUUAUGUCAACAGCUGUCAUUGAUGUCACUAAUAUAAAUAUCUGCUCAUGUGAAAUAUGGAUUUUGUGAUGACAUUUGGGACGGACCAAAAUAUUAUUUUCAGUAAUAGCUUAAUUGACUUGUGCUUAAAAAGUUGUUAAUAAUGGUCACCCAUUUGUUUAGUCCCAAGCAUUUGUUCUUUUUUUGGCGAGUUGACUUCUGUCCGUUUUUGUAUUUUUUU
Messenger RNA from Triplophysa dalaica, 2853 nucleotides. It is a transcript of the gene vcana, whose product is annotated as versican a. Gene Ontology annotation, molecular function: calcium ion binding; hyaluronic acid binding. The transcript has 11 exons. The coding region runs from base 7 to 1860 and encodes 617 amino acids. Lineage: Eukaryota; Metazoa; Chordata; Actinopteri; Cypriniformes; Nemacheilidae. The record is from RefSeq and is a predicted model, not a curated record. Gene Ontology annotation, biological process: cell adhesion.